Molecule: messenger RNA, 4076 nt
Organism: Mastomys coucha (southern multimammate mouse)
Lineage: Eukaryota; Metazoa; Chordata; Mammalia; Rodentia; Muridae
Gene: Grhl1
Product: grainyhead like transcription factor 1
Exons: 16
Coding region: 451-2166 (571 amino acids)
Biological process (GO): regulation of transcription by RNA polymerase II
Cellular component (GO): nucleus
Molecular function (GO): RNA polymerase II cis-regulatory region sequence-specific DNA binding; DNA-binding transcription activator activity, RNA polymerase II-specific
Source: RefSeq, a predicted model, not a curated record
GCGGGCGCGAGUCCGGCCAGGGCCCGGGGGCCACCGCACCUGCCGCCGCGACGGCGCGGGCUCCGGGAGCUGCGAGGACCGGCGGGACGGGGCGGGGCGCGGGGGGGACACCCGGCCUGCGGUCGGAGGGCUCCCGGGCUCCCGGGCCCUGUGCUCAUGGACCGGUGGGGACGGGUGGACCCCGGGCAGCCUGCUGUCACCUGCCGAGCGGCCGGAGCGAGAGAUCUAGGGGAAGGUUGAAGUGUCCGCUGACCGCGCGUUUUCUUCGCUGCGGCUGCUGUGUGUGAGAAAUCUGCUGUGGGUGUUCUUGGGCCCUUGCAUCACCGACGCAAAAGGCCAGUGCUGGUUCUUCAGAAUGAAGCCCUUUACCCUCAGCGGCGCUCCUAUACCAGUGAGGACGAAGCCUGGAAGUCGUUCCUGGAAAACCCUCUCACGGCAGCAACCAAAGCGAUGAUGAGCAUCAACGGAGACGAAGACAGCGCAGCUGCGCUGGGCCUGCUCUAUGACUACUACAAGGUUCCCAGAGAGCGCAGGUCAUCAGCUGUCAAGCCUGAGGGAGAGCACCCAGAACCAGAGCACAGCAAAAGAAACAGCAUACCGAAUGUGACGGAGCAGCCCCUCAUCUCUGCUGGAGAAAACAGGGUGCAAGUGCUGAAAAACGUCCCCUUCAACAUCGUCCUCCCCCACAGCAACCAGCUGGGCAUUGAUAAGAGAGGCCACCUGACAGCUCCCGAUACAACAGUCACUGUCUCCAUAGCGACCAUGCCUACCCACUCCAUCAAGACAGAAAUCCAGCCGCAUGGCUUUGCUGUGGGAAUCCCCCCGGCUGUGUAUCACUCUGAGCCCACUGAGCGCGUGGUGGUUUUUGACCGGAGCCUCAGCACUGACCAGUUCAGCUCUGGCACUCAGCCUCCCAAUGCUCAACGGAGGACUCCAGACUCCACCUUCUCCGAGACCUUCAAGGAGGGCGUUCAGGAGGUGUUCUUCCCCUCGGAACUCAGCCUUCGGAUGCCCGGCAUGAAUUCAGAGGACUAUGUGUUUGACAGUGUUUCUGGGAACAACUUCGAGUACACUCUAGAAGCCUCAAAGUCACUUCGGCAGAAGCAAGGGGACAGCACUAUGACGUACCUGAAUAAAGGCCAGUUCUAUCCUGUCACCUUAAAGGAAGUGAGCAGCAGUGAAGGGAUUCACCACCCCAUCAGCAAAGUUCGAAGUGUGAUCAUGGUGGUUUUUGCUGAAGAUAAAAGCAGAGAAGACCAGCUAAGACACUGGAAGUACUGGCACUCCCGACAGCAUACGGCCAAACAGAGGUGCAUUGACAUUGCUGACUACAAAGAAAGCUUCAACACCAUCAGCAACAUUGAAGAGAUCGCUUAUAACGCCAUUUCCUUCACCUGGGACAUCAAUGAUGAGGCAAAGGUCUUCAUCUCUGUGAACUGCUUGAGCACAGAUUUCUCUUCUCAGAAGGGUGUGAAGGGUUUGCCGCUCAACAUCCAAAUCGACACGUACAGCUAUAACAACCGCAGCAACAAGCCGGUUCACCGGGCCUACUGCCAGAUAAAGGUCUUCUGCGACAAGGGAGCUGAACGGAAAAUUCGGGAUGAAGAACGAAAACAGAGCAAGAGAAAAGUGUCUGAUGUUAAAGUGCAGCUGCUUCCCUCACACAAACGGACAGACAUCACCGUGUUCAAGCCCUUCCUGGAUCUCGACACCCAGCCUGUCCUCUUCAUUCCUGAUGUGCAUUUUACCAACCUGCAGCGGGGUAGUCAUGUUCUUUCCCUCCCCUCUGAAGAGCUGGAAGGUGAAGGGUCUGUCUUGAAAAGGGGGCCAUUUGGAACUGAAGAUGACUUUGGAGUUCCUCCACCUGCUAAGCUGGCUCGGGCAGAAGAACCAAAGAGAGUGCUGCUCUAUGUCCGAAAGGAAGCAGAAGAAGUCUUCGAUGCCCUGAUGCUCAAGACCCCGUCUUUGAAGGGCUUGAUGGAGGCGAUCUCAGACAAGUAUGAUGUACCCCAUGACAAGAUUGGGAAAAUAUUUAAGAAGUGCAAAAAAGGGAUCCUCGUGAACAUGGACGACAAUAUUAUAAAGCACUACUCCAAUGAAGACACCUUCCAGCUGCAGAUCGAAGAAGCUGGCGGGUCAUACAAGCUCACCCUGACAGAGAUUUAAGGUGGGGGGCAGGUACUUAGCCCCCAGACGUGGGAAUUCAGUGAAAGUGUUCCAUAGAUCUUUUUUUGUUUGUUUGUUUGUUUUGUUUUUGUUUUUUUCGAGACAGGAUUUCUCUGUGUAGCCUUGGCUGUCCUGGAACUCACUCUGUAGACCAGGCUGACCUCGAACUCAGAAAUCCGCCUGCCUCUGCCUCCCAAGUGCUGGGAUUAAAGACAUGCGCCGGCCGGCCCAUAGAUCUUAUCGUUGGCCAGCUGAGGAGCCCAGACACAUACCCUGCAGAACCUUAAAUAUCAGGGAAGGAACCUUUCACAUAGAAAAGGCUCUGUGUAUACCGUGCUGUGUUGAUGUUUUCCUUGUGAUAGAAACCCAUGUGUUGUUGUUGUUUGAAUUUCUGAUGUGCUUAGAAAGCAAAGUGUGAGAACUUUGCACCGGAUCUAACAGACCGUGGGACCCUUUGGGUUAACUGCUACACUACCUGUCAAAUCUGCCCAUGUUCAUGAGAGCAGUGGGCUGCUGGCUGGCAAGAGAAGGGAAGGCAGUAGCGUGUCUUUGAGGAUUUUGUGUUCUCGCCUGACCUCAGUCUAACUCUGACUGCCUUGAGGAGUGGACCCAGCCCUCAGUGAUAAAGGGCUAAGCCUUCUCCGCCUCUCCUCCAGUGUUUACUAAAUAGGGUGCAUUACUGGAACCUUCCCUUGCAACUUCCUUGGACAUGUCGACUGCCUUUCUGAUGAAGAACUUACGUGAGUGACAGUGUGAAGUUAGUUCAGUUAAAGCUGUGUUUGUAUAUAAGUGCAAUAUCUUUUUGAAGGUCUGCCUGUAAAUGUGUACAUAUAUGUCUGAUAUAAAUAUAUAAUAUAUAAAUAUGGUGUCUGUGUACAGAUAGUGAAGGCGAGCAGGAAGAUCUACCUUGGAAAUCCUCUUAGAGGAGAGGUUAUUAUUGAUAACGUGGACCAAGCAGGUAGAACGCUGUUUUCCCACACACAAGCAAGUGUUCCCUAGCAUAGCAAAAAGCCAUCUCGUGUGGCAGAGCCAUCUGCUCUUGCGAAUGUUGUCACUGUGUGGGUUUCUGCACCCUGAGUGGAGCUAAUGGAAGGCUGGGCUGCAGCUACCAUAUGAGGUGUGUGCGCAGGUGUCAGCCAGCUGUGCCCAUGCAGAAACACAACUGUCGUCAGGAGCCAGCGAUGCAAACCAAAAUGGGCCGAUUCUACAGGUGGCGUGUUUCAGAGCUUCCAAGUAUCAGCUACCCUGUGUUUGAGAGCAUUCAUGAAUUUACAUUACUGUGGCAGGGGAAUGUUUUGUACACACAUAAAUAUUUAAAAACAAAACAAAAUUUUACAAUGUAAUUUUAUAAUGAAUCCUGUAACAGAAAUACAAUUGCGGGUUUCUUUAGGUUCAGGGAACUAGAAUAGGUCAUUUGUAUGAGUAGGAUUGUUAGUUGUAUACUUAGGUUAAAAAGUACUCUAAUGAAGUAUGUGAACAAAAUAGCUGGUUUUCUAAGAUACGGGAUACGGGUCAUAUAACAAUAUUUUCUAUUUUGUUUUAUGAAAUCAGUUUUACUUGUUUUAAUUGUAUCUUUGAAUAUGUGUUUUAAACCAAAGGGAUUGAAUUUUAUAUGUCUAUUUCACGAGAUGUCGGCUCCUGUUAUUCAGUGUAACUCCUUUACCCAUCCUUUGCCCUUGCCCUGACUAUCCCAGAACUUGCUAUGUACACCAGAUGGCUUCACACUCAAGAGUUCUGCUCCCCAAGUGCAGGGAUUGAAGGCAUGCCUGCCACUCCCAGCAUUGUUUGUAAAGCUCAGACUGACUUUGAAUUCAUAAACCUCCUGCCUCAAUCCCCCCAGCACUGGAAUUACAUACAUGUACCACUAUGUAUAAAAUAUGCUUUUAAUGAACAUGAUACAAUUAAUGAAG